UUAUGUGCUGAGACUCUGUCCACACGAUCGUCUUCGAGAGAUAUAUUCUCAGUAAAGGUCCAUGUGACUUGUUGGGAACCACUUGACAGAUUGUCAAGUUCAACACACGCCAUGAUUGAACUACCAUCAUAUGGUGAUCAAGAGGUAUGGAUGGGAAUGUGUCAGAUAUUCAAGGAUUUCAAGGCAAUCUCCGAUUUGAACCAUGAUACCUUGAUUGCGCUAUUCUCAGCCACUUCAGGCGUGGAUUGCAGUUAUAAGUUGGACAAUCUGAUGGAAUGUUUAUUGGAGGGGAAGGAUUCGAAAACGGCUUCGGCUUUGAUCCAUGGAAUCAUUGAUGCGGCUUUGCAAUUGGACCAAUUGUUCCCCUCUGGAACUCUGUCCCAAUUAGAUCAUGCAGACGAUCACAUUUCGUACUCAAGAAGUCAUGUGAGAUGCCUUUUGGCUCACAUGUUUUGGGGGACUUUGAAGCCUUUGUGGAACGAAAGUUUCGGAUUGUAUCGUACUUCAAGUGGGGAACCAAUUCAUCAAAAAUUUCCAAGAACCUUCUUGGAUUGGUACCAAUCCAAAGAUAUGAGCGAGCAAUCUAAAAUAUAUAUCCGAACGAUACUGAACUAUUUCCAAACUCCUAUUGAAGACACCCACGCCAUUGAUUUUUACUUGAGACAUCGCCGUUUGGAACCAUUCGAAUGGAUGGAUUCGAAGCAACACAUAUGUCCUGUUCAAGUCCGAACCCAGGGUAGAAUUGGGGAUUAUGGGGCCAAUUUUGAGGUUGAUUUUGCCAAUAAACAAGUUGGCUUUGGCCAAGGUGCUACACAGGAAGAGCUCAUCCUAGGCACCAGUCCCGAAUCUUGUGUAGUGGUACUGAUUUCCAAACCCUUGGAGGACGAUUUUAUCAUCGAAAUCAAAGGAUGUCAAAUGUUCGGGGAUUACACUGGGUUUGGUGCCUCGGCCAAGUUUUGUCCUCCUAUGGAAGACAAGUCCAGAGAUUGGAGUCAAAGAACCAUUUUAGCCAUGGAUGCAGAAUUCUAUGACGGAUUGCCAGGGGAUAAUCGCCUCCAACAAUUAAAAGAUGAAGCUUUGUUCCGAGAACUGAACAAAGCAUAUUGUGCGUUUUCGGCAGCCUCGGGAUCCACGAUUGAAACAGGUCCUUGGGGCUGUGGUGCAUUUGGAGGUGAUAGAGAGAUUAAGCUGAUUAUUCAAGUUCUUGCGGCUUCAAGAGCGGAUUGUCGAGAAUUGGUGCUCUACACUUUCGGAAACGUGAAUCUAUCCGAAAAGCUGAAUGAACUUUUAGACUGUAUUCACAAGCGACAAAUUGGUGUUGGAAAGGUCCUGGGAAUGCUGUGUCAUUCCAGGAAUGAUAUUUAUCCUAGCUUUGAUAUGCUCACGUGGAAACAACGAGAGGACAACGAAUUGUUCCUUUGUGAUUUAUUACUGAAGCAAAUGGACAAAAUGCCAAUAAUGGUCUGAUCGAAGCUAUGUUUUCUAUUGCAAUGGUACUCUUGAUGUCCUUGCCGUGCAAGAUUAGGGCUGUUCACGUACAAUUUCUAUCACAUUAGUUUGAGUUGUACCAAAACCCCUUUCCUUGUCAGAUCAUAUUGUAUUAUAAGCUACUGGAAGAAAAUUCAGUCGGAGAUGGCUAGGCUUGACUCUUUUACGCAGAUUUUACGGAAAGGCUUCAAAAAGAAAACACUGACUUUUUCGAACUGUUGCCAAGGAAAAUAUGGUGUACUGAAAUAGAAUCUUUAGCGAGGGAUACAAACGAAACAAACUAAAAGCUGAAAUUAAAACCCAUAAAACAAAACUGGAACUGACAGUAAUUAACAGCAUUAGUAAUACGUGGGAGUACACAUCUAUCCUUCUUUAUUCCCCUUUUCUCCAUUAAUUGUCUUUUUCGAACUUUGAAAACCUCUUUUUCUCUUCUGAGGAGUGUACACUCCCCUUUUCUUGGAAAAAACUCCUUCUUUGCUGAUAAUUACGAAUUGAAAAUUAAUCGUAAUUGAACACCUUUUUUCCAAUUUAUUGAGUAACAUCCCUGGCUAGAAGAAAGUUCCAGAGCCAUAGUUGCCAUGAAAUAUAUCUCGGUUUUAUCUUUGA
Messenger RNA from Tigriopus californicus, 2094 nucleotides. Its product is annotated as poly(ADP-ribose) glycohydrolase-like. Gene Ontology annotation, molecular function: poly(ADP-ribose) glycohydrolase activity. The transcript has a single exon. The coding region runs from base 112 to 1467 and encodes 451 amino acids. The record is from RefSeq and is a predicted model, not a curated record. Lineage: Eukaryota; Metazoa; Arthropoda; Copepoda; Harpacticoida; Harpacticidae. Gene Ontology annotation, cellular component: nucleus; cytoplasm. Gene Ontology annotation, biological process: nucleotide-sugar metabolic process; ATP generation from poly-ADP-D-ribose; carbohydrate metabolic process.